AUGGAACCACAAAAAAGCCAAGACCCGGUCAAUUUCCGUUCCUCUGAACAUAGAACUGAAGAUCAUGGUCCUGACCCGCAAGUUCUCAUGGCUGAUCCUUCAAGCCAUGUGAACGCGAACCUGAAGCUGCCGGAGAUUUCUUUCUCAGAAGUCAAACCAGUGCUUAACUAUUCCAUACAGACCGGCGAGGAAUUUGCGCUCGAAUUCAUGCGCGACAGGUUUAACCCGAAGAAGCUCACAGCAGAAAACUCCGGUGACCCCUGUCAAGCUCCUGGUUACUUGGAGCUAAAGGGCAUUUUGGGAAUUGGCCGCACGGGCUCUGAAAGCGGUUCUGAAAUCUCCAUGAGCGUCCCCGCGGAAAAGGAAUCGAGAGAUUUCACGCAAAAGAAUCCGACUGCAAACGAAGACAAGGUUGGUUAUAACAAUGGCUCUUCACGUGCUCCGCUCAUGUACACCUCGUCCGGAGCUUCCGACAGCUCAGCGACGAAGCUUAAGAUCUUAUGCAGCUUUGGUGGGAAGAUUCUGCCUCGGCCUAGUGAUGGAAAACUCAGAUAUGUAGGGGGGGAAACUCGUAUAAUCCGGAUAAACAGGGAUAUUACAUGGAAAGAGUUGUGGCAGAAAACGAAAGCAAUCUAUGAAGAGACGUGCACCGUGAAAUAUCAGCUCCCUGGGGAGGAUCUUGAUGCCUUGGUCUCCAUAUCGAGUGACGAGGAUGUACUGAACAUGAUGGAAGAGUGUAAUGUUCUGGAAGACGGAGAAGGUUCGAGAAAGCUUCGGAUGUUUCUGUUCUCUCCCGGGGAUUUGGACGAUGCCAAUUUCAGUCUAACCAAUGGCGAAGGCAGUUCGGAGAUGAAAUACGUAGUGGCUGUCAAUGGCAUUGACUUUGGGUCCCGUAAGGUCUCUGGUUUACAUGGUAUGGAGAACUCAUCUGGGAAUAAUCUAAACGAGUUAGAUACGCAGAAUGUUGUUAGUAGGGACAUGAGUAGGGCUGAGGGCCCUGAGCUUGCUGGGGUUAGUAGCUCAAAUUUGGCAGGUUUUGUUGUCCCCCCAUUACAAAUGGAACCUUCUGCAUUGACUGCGCCAACUUCCUCUGGAAUUUAUGGCGCUGAUUUUCGAUUCUAUCAUGGUCAAACCGUACCACACGACCAAGAAAGUCAGCAUCCUCCACAUUUCGGGUACAAUCUUCACGCUCCAUAUUACGCGCCUACUGAAAUGGGUCUGCCUCAAUCUUCUUAUGUGCCUGUUCCUGAACAAAACGGUCUUGAAGGGAUGCCUCUUAACAGCUCGGGAAUACUUGGCAAGGACGUGCAAGAAAAAGACGGUAGACCAAAGGCCGAUGGCCUGAUUAAGUCGGAGAGUGAAAAACAGCUAAUCUUUGCUAACGAGCAACUUGUUCCUUCAUUGACUCAAAGUGAUAGUGCCCCAGCUAAUCUACCUGUUGCGGAGUCUUUGUCCACGGUCCCUAAACUGGAGAGAGAGUUAUCAUCAAAGGAAUCAAAGGGCAAGGGGAGGCCCGAGGAACCUUCACUCGUAACUAAGCCUUUCGAUACUGUUCCUCCAUUAUCCGGUAGCAAUGAGUAUCUUCCUUCCGUAAAUAAUGCCCCUUUUCCUGAACCCACCAAUUCAGAGUCUAGUCCUACUGAUUUGAGCUACCUCGAGUCUUCACUUCCUCCACAGAGGGUCUUCCGUUCCGUGUGGAUUCCCCGGGAGCAGGGAGAGUCUCUCACCAGAAUAUCGAAGUCGGAUGAUUCACACAAUUCUCAAUUUCUGGUUAAUCAGUCAAAUAAUGAUGAUUCUCAGCAGAAUUUGUUUGAAAAACUGCAGAAGGUGAAUUUGAAUAUUCCUACUGAAGAGCCAAACUCAACAGAACGGGCCGUCCCUCAAAAAUUGGAAACUGUUGUUAAUGGGAUUAGUAGAAAUCAGAAGCUGAAACAGGUGGACCCAAUUGAAGUUAAAGAUUCCACAUGCACCAAUCAUUUUCUCAAGGCAGAGACGAAGCCUGGAUUGAAGCUACCGGAUGUGAGCCUUGAGGAUACAGUGAAACACUCUGAAGAUUCUACUAUUCAGUGGGUUGAUGGGGUUAACACUCAGGCCAUUAAUAAGGAUGCUCAACCAUCAACUUGGACUGGAAAUCCGGAAGAGCCGGUUGUUGGUGUUCCUGUGACCAAGCAAGGAGACAUUCUUAUUGAUAUCAAUGAUCGGUUCCCUCGUGAUCUUCUAUCUGAUAUAUUCACAAAGGCUGUUCUUUCUGAUAGUUCCUCUGAUUUUGGCCUUCUACCAAAAGAUGGGCCCGGUUUGAGUGUUAACAUAGAGAAUCACGACCCCAAACAUUGGUCUUUCUUCCAGAGGCUGGCGGGUGAUGAAUUCACUAGAAGGGAUGUUUCUCUUAUUGAUCAAGACCAAGUUGUGUUUCCAUCUGUCCUUACGAAAGUUGAGGAAGAGGCACCUUUAGCAUAUGACUUUGUACCACGGGCGAGAGAUGGAAUUCUUCCUGGUCACAGGGGAGUUCACGAGAAAUUCGGAGAAAAUAAUCAGAAAGAAGUACUUGCCAGUGGUGGAGCUGGAGCUGUCUCUACAGUUGUUCAUCCUGAUUAUGAUGCAUCACUGGUGAAAGUCAGUGAAGCCAUGCAUUAUGAUGAUUUGAUGGGCAAUAUGAGAAAUCGUGACUCAGAAUUUGAGGAUGGAUUUGGAAAUAAUUGCUUGCCAUCUCUAGAUCCGUCUUUGGUGGAUAUUGAUCUCACCUCACUGCAGAUAAUAAAGAAUGCAGAUCUUGAGGAACUGAGGGAGCUUGGAUCGGGCACAUUUGGGACUGUAUAUCAUGGGAAGUGGAGGGGUUCAGAUGUAGCAAUCAAACGAAUAAAGAAGAGUUGCUUCACUGGCCGUCAGUCGGAGCAAGAGAGACAGACGAUGGAAUUUUGGAGGGAGGCUGAAAUUCUCUCCAAGCUUCACCACCCAAAUGUGGUUGCUUUUUAUGGUGUGGUACAUGAUGGCCCUGGGAAUACAUUGGCUACUGUCACAGAGUACAUGGUUGAUGGCUCUUUAAGACACGUUUUGCUUCGGAAGGACAGGCAUCUUGAUCGUCGGAAAAGACUCAUAAUUGCCAUGGAUGCAGCUUUUGGAAUGGAAUAUUUGCACUCGAAGAACAUAGUACACUUUGAUCUGAAAUGCGACAAUUUGCUGGUUAACAUGAAAGAUCCUUCAAGACCUAUAUGCAAGGUUGGGGAUUUUGGUUUGUCGAAAAUAAAGCGGAACACCUUGGUUUCAGGGGGAGUUCGAGGAACUCUUCCAUGGAUGGCCCCGGAGCUUCUGAAUGGAAGUAGCAAUAAAGUUUCUGAGAAGGUCGAUGUCUUUUCAUUUGGUAUUGUCUUAUGGGAGAUUCUCACUGGGGAGGAGCCUUACGCCAACAUGCAUUACGGUGCAAUCAUAGGUUUGUAA
This is a messenger RNA of Striga hermonthica, 3435 nucleotides long. The record is from the annotation of a GenBank genome assembly. NCBI's taxonomy places the organism in Eukaryota, Viridiplantae, Streptophyta, Magnoliopsida, Lamiales, Orobanchaceae.